Polistes canadensis is the source of this 2084-nucleotide messenger RNA. Its product is annotated as CDK5RAP1-like protein. Bases 197 to 1984 code for a protein of 595 amino acids. The record is from RefSeq and is a predicted model, not a curated record. Gene Ontology annotation, molecular function: 4 iron, 4 sulfur cluster binding; tRNA-2-methylthio-N(6)-dimethylallyladenosine(37) synthase activity. Gene Ontology annotation, biological process: negative regulation of cyclin-dependent protein serine/threonine kinase activity; tRNA modification. The transcript is spliced from 7 exons. Gene Ontology annotation, cellular component: cytosol; mitochondrion. Lineage: Eukaryota; Metazoa; Arthropoda; Insecta; Hymenoptera; Vespidae.
UAAAUAAUAUUUGCCACUAGAGUGCGUCAUGGUGCAACGGCGGUAAGGGUGACAUUUAGGUUAGUAUUUGAGUUGUUGUGUAAUUUUAAUCUUCGAAUAAAAAGUGUAUGCAAUAAAAAUUGUACUAAUAUGAAUCUCAUUUAAAAUCAUUAUGUUUAUUAUAUUUAUGUAAGCAUAUAAUAUUAAUAAUAAUAAAAUGAAGGGAAUUAGUAAACUACUUUAUGUCUCAUCAAAACAAUGUUUGAGGAAUUACAUAAGACAAUCUAAGAUUGUAAGAACUCAAAACAUUUAUACUUGUCGUACAUUGAGUACUACAAUAUCUGAUAUCAAUAAUUGUAGUGAUAAUAUUACAGAAAGUAGAAAAUAUUUGCCCAAAGAUGGGUUAUCUUUUCGUGAUUUUUUAACAAAAAGUGAUGGAAAUAGUGACAGUGUUUCCAAUGUUCCUAUCAUUGAAAAUGUUCCAUACAUUGAGAAUAUUCAUGGUGAAAAUCAGAAAGUCUAUUUUGAAGUUCACGGUUGUGCGAUGAAUGUUAACGAUACAGAGGUAAUAUGGUCAAUAUUAAAAAAUCAUGGGUAUCAACUCACUAAUGAUGUAAAAAAUGCAAAUAUCAUUUUGCUAGUUACUUGCGCUAUCAGAGAUGGUGCAGAGCAAAAAAUAUGGAAUAAGCUGUUUCAUUUAUGUCAUAUGAAAAAGAAAUAUAAAGGAAAGGCUCCUUUGAAAAUUGGAUUAUUAGGAUGUAUGGCUGAACGUUUAAAACAUAAAAUAUUAGAAAAAGAAAAAUUAGUAGACGUGAUCGCUGGUCCGGACAGCUACAAGGAUUUACCCAGACUUUUAGCACAGACCGAUAAAGAAACUGCUAUUAAUGUUUUGUUAUCACUUGAUGAGACUUACGCAGACAUUUUACCUGUUAGACUUCAUUCUAAUUCUGUCAGUGCAUUUGUUUCCAUAAUGCGAGGAUGUGACAAUAUGUGCACUUAUUGUAUAGUACCGUUUACGAGAGGAAGGGAAAGAUCUAGACCAAUCGAUAGCAUUGUUAAUGAAAUUCAACAUUUAUCGGAUGAAGGGAUAAAGGAAAUUAUUCUUUUAGGACAAAAUGUAAAUAGUUACAGAGAUUUAUCUCAAUCAGAUUUUUAUACGCCAUCAAGUUCCGAGACUAAUUUAGCUAGAGGAUUUAAAACAGUAUAUAAAAAUAAAAAAGGUGGAUUGAGGUUCAGCGAUUUGUUAGACAAGGUAUCGCAGAUCAAUCCUGAAAUGAGGAUAAGAUUUACAUCACCACAUCCAAAAGAUUUUCCGGACGAGGUACUCGAAUUGAUAGCCGAAAGGCCUAAUAUUUCUAGACAAUUACAUUUACCCGCUCAAAGUGGAAAUUCUGCUGUAUUGGAAAGAAUGAGACGUGGAUAUACGAGAGAAGCAUACAUAGAUCUUGUACAUCACGUACGCGACAUUCUCCCAGAUGUUGCCUUAUCUAGCGAUUUUAUAGUUGGUUUUUGCGGGGAGACUGAAGAAGAAUUUCAAGAUACUUUGUCGUUGAUUGAAUUAGUCAAAUAUAACACUGCCUUUCUAUUUGCGUAUAGUAUGAGAGAGAAAACGACAGCUCAUCGUCGAUACAAAGAUGAUGUUGAAGAAAGCGUUAAAGCGGAUAGACUUUGUAGAAUAAUAGAAGUGUACAAGAAAGAGGCAGAAAUGUUAAAUAAUAUGUAUAUUGGUCAAAAACAGCUUGUACUCGUGGAAAGUGUGAGCAGGAAGUGCGAUGAGAAACUUCAAGGAAGAAAUAGUAAAAAUCUAAGAAUUUUACUUCCUUGUGCUACAAUACCUAUCGAUGAACAUUCAACUAUUACAAAACAAAUAGAAGCUGGCGAUUAUGUAGUGGUAAAAAUUAUCAAAUCUAAUUAUUUGACGCUAAUGGGAGAUCCUCUUUAUCACUCCACCAUCUCUGACUUUGCUUCUAAUGUUGAAAUAAUGAAACAUCAGUGUACUCUUUAAAUGUGUUGACAAUAAACACAUUGUAUCGAUUCAAUUAUUAGGAGCAUUCAAAAAUACAACGACAUUGUAUCAAAUUGGAUAAUAAAUUUCUAUUACAUUA